Diutina rugosa is the source of this 633-nucleotide messenger RNA. RefSeq lists its product as uncharacterized. NCBI's taxonomy places the organism in Eukaryota, Fungi, Ascomycota, Pichiomycetes, Serinales, Debaryomycetaceae. The record is from RefSeq and is a predicted model, not a curated record. Bases 1 to 633 code for a protein of 210 amino acids. The transcript has a single exon.
AUGGUGUUUUCCAAGUUCAAGGCGAACAUCGUCGACGAGCACAACGGCUCCGGCCUCAUCCUGAAGCGCACGCGGGUGGUAUCUGCCAGAGGUGGUGCCCUGCGAACGGCGUCGCCUGAGGCCCCGCGCUAUCUCGACCACCACGCGGCGCCGCCGGCAGCGGUGCGGACCCAGUCGCAGCAGCUAUACUCCCAGCCUCACCACCACCACCCUCCAGGUCUGUGGAUCGACCCCAGGGCCCUGGCCCAGCGCAGCACCCCUCCCAGGGCCCUGGCCCAGCGCAGCACCCCUCCCAGCUCGCUGGCGGCGCUGCUGGUGUUCUCCAACCCAGCACCGGCAAGACGGCCGCUGGUGACCUACCGCCACCUGGCGCCGUCGGUGAAGGUGGCGCUGUCGGAACUGUCGCUGCCAGUGUCGGAACACCUGGCGGAGGCGAUCUUCGACCUGGCGCCGCCGCGGAAGUCGCUCCUCAAGCGUCUCAACUCCCAGAAACAGCGCAAACCUAAAGCCCCACGCACCGCGAUGGAGUGGGCAGGACUCCCUCCGAGAGAGACCCUCCCGCCGCGGGUGGUGUCGCUGAUGGGCGACGACGACGACGACUUGCCAUUGUGUGGUCCCUGGACCGGGCGUUAG